This is a messenger RNA of Sphaeroforma arctica JP610, 1565 nucleotides long. RefSeq lists its product as hypothetical. Gene Ontology annotation, cellular component: endoplasmic reticulum. The record is from RefSeq and is a predicted model, not a curated record. Gene Ontology annotation, molecular function: 1-acylglycerol-3-phosphate O-acyltransferase activity. The transcript has 10 exons. The coding region runs from base 138 to 1478 and encodes 446 amino acids. Gene Ontology annotation, biological process: phosphatidic acid biosynthetic process. Lineage: Eukaryota; Ichthyosporea; Ichthyophonida.
CGUCGACCCAUAAUAAAACAUAAUACGACCUGUAGUAAGUGGUUAGGACAUGCUCAAAAGUCAUAUAGUAAGUCGUUAGGAGUUGACCUUGAAUGAGUUUAUAAAGACAUAUAGUGUGCCAUUAAUUUGCUAGCGCUAUGAGUGAUUCCAAAGCUAAAGCACAGCCACAACCCAGUGUCUUUGUCCCGGCAGAUGUCGACACAACCGCUUAUGAAAAAAGACUACAGCAGAUCAAGAAGGAUCUGAAGUCCAUUGCAAGUUUAGGCACUCGAUACGAGCGCAAUGUAGCCCGCCGAGAGGUAUGGCGUGACAACGAGUUGCUGCUUAUGGAUCUAGAGGAUGCCAAAGUAGUCGAGGAAGCAAAGACUGACAGCAAGUGGCAAAAAGAAAACCAAGAGCUACGCGAUCAACUGACAAUUGAACCAGUUGAGGUCGCUAAAACUCCGUUGAGCAGCGUGUUGGAGAAACUGCGGUACCUGGCCCUGUUGAUCUGGUUUUUUGGUGGGCUGUGGAUUAUCUUCCUGUCGUCGCCUCUGCGAUGGUGCCACCCUGCACUCCGCCGACUGGGAAUACCGAACGAUUUUCUACCAAUAGAUAUUAUGACGAAAAUUCACGCCAAGGGGCUCAUCAAAUGCACGGGUGUGAUUCCCUCGGUACAAGGAGCGGAAGAAAGAGAAUAUCCUCCCGCCCAGCCCUAUCUCACGAUGUUCGCGCAUCCCUCUAACCUAGAUCCUAUUGUUUUGCUCGGGACGUCGCCUGUUAUACACAAGGCAAUCGGCAAACAGUCCUUGUUCUUGACUCCAAUAAUAGGAUGGGCGAUGCGGUUCGCAAUGGGUAGUGUCCCAGUUGACAGGGGUUCGCUGAAGAAGGCAAAGCAGCAGCUGGAUCGGCUCAAGAUCUCUAUGCAGCGAUGGGGUAGAUGCCUGAUGAUCUCACCCGAGGGCACUCGCCAACCACAGGGCCAGCUACAGCCAUUCAAGAAGGGGCCUUUCCACCUACAACACGAUCUCAAUUGUGCGAUUUCGCCCGUGAUUCAUUUUGGCCCAUUUGAGCUAUGGCCUCGGUCCAGAAAGUUGAGUGCACCUGGACAUGUGAUUAUCAGGUAUCUACCGCUGUAUUAUCCAAAAAAGGGGGCCGAUCACAACCAGGUUCGACGAUCCCUACGAAGAUACAUGCUGGAAGAAUCGUGCAAAGACACUCCGAAAGAUGCAGGACAGCCGCUCUCAGACAGUGAAACAAUCCAAGCAUACGUGUUUCUCGUGUUCGUUUUCAUCUUUGGUAUUGUGGAACUCUGGGGUACCUACAGUCUAGGGUGCCUGAUGUUCCACGGUUGGUCUGUGCUUGCUAUCUGCAUAUUCUUGAGCGCUGCCUUCGUUGGCUUAGAAUUGGCGGUGUUCUAUGGCUUGUCGCUACCAACCAGCGGAGAUAUCAUUGACAGACUUACGGGACAUACGCCUGCAGCUGUGAAAGAAAUAUGAGAAGUACAGGGAGUAGGAUUAGAAUAGCAUAUAGUCUUGUAAUGUUCAGUAAAAGCUGCCGAAUAGCAAUUUCUUGCAAAAAUUGAG